This is a messenger RNA of Symbiodinium sp. CCMP2592, 1728 nucleotides long. Lineage: Eukaryota; Dinophyceae; Suessiales; Symbiodiniaceae. The record is from the annotation of a GenBank genome assembly.
AUGACGCUUACCGCGGAUCCCAUGGAGCUGGACGAACAGGAGAGGCAAUUUUGGGCCCAGGCUGGUCCGGUCAAGAGGGAACAGGAACCGCGAAGGGAUAUGCUGCAACCAGCAGAGCAAUCCAAGAGGCAGCGCCUGGCACCGCAGGAUCGGAACAAGGGCAAGGGCAAGGGUAUCAAGGGCAAAGGCAAGGGAAAGCAGGGCCUACCAAGUCCACCAAGUGCACACCCGGCCAUGGGUUACACAAAUGGUUUCGGAAGCCAUCCACCCAAUCCCUGGACACAGACACAGGACUUGCAGCCACUGGGAAGUCAGGAUCCCGAAUGGAUGGAGUGCAGGAUGAAUCGACUGUCUCAGCUGGUCCUUCGUCAGGAGCAAAUCAUCUCAGCCAUCCGUCAGGAUCUGGUCCUCUACCUCUUUGUACGAUCUGGACCAGAAGGGAUGGUGCCAGUCCUAUGCGAUGCAGCGGAGAAGUGGAGGAAGAUGAAAGAGGAAGAGCCCGAGAAGAUCACUUACUCCCUCAAACUCAUGCUGUUCAAGCAACUGCUCAUCACCUUGCAUCAGACGUUGACCACUAUGAUCGCGGACGAGGAUGCCCUUGCCAAAGCCAAGAACCUGAACUGGAUCGACGAUCAGAAACAUUGGAAACAUCUCACCUGGAAUCCCUCCAAACAGUGUCUGGAAGUAGAUGAGGAAGGCUGUUACGGAGGAGACCCUGGUGAGAUUCAAGUCCAUGCGGAAGCUCACCACGGAGGUGACCUCCGACUGGAUCCAAUUCCAGAUAUGCUUGUCACUUCGUCCAGAGGGUGGAGCCAUGUGGAGCACGCUGAACCAGUGGAUCGGUCAAGCAUCGUGGCACACACUGGGAUGCAGGCUUCGCCGAGACCGACCGAACUACGACACCCUGGUCCAGGAAGUGUGGCAGCAUCAGAUGCCGUACUGAGUGUGCGCCCCAGUCUCAAGGCAGUUCUUCGAUUGAUCCUCCAUAAUCCAUCGAAUUUGUGCUACCUACACUCUACCAUCUAUGCCCUUUUGUGGACAAUCCUUCAGGCCAGGCUACAUGAUGCACACAUCUCGCCUCCACCGCAGGCUCUUACCAUGCUGUGUCCACCAAUCACUGAUUCGUCCAAUUGCCCCAUUCAGGUGCUUCAUUCGGUACCGUGGCUUAUGCUGCUGCAAGCCUGGCCUUCUGUACAUCGUCAGCAUGAUGCUGCUGAGUUGAUACAGUACCUCUUACCCAGGUUCUCGCAUAGUGGGUUCAAUGGUGGCUGGGAGGCCAGAAACUUUGCACCUGGAGGUAUUGUUACUCUUGACACGGGGCCUACCCAAGCUCCAAUUCCGAUUGCGCUACCGGCAGGUCCAAGCUUGGAGCUUCAGGAAGCCAUUGAUGGGUGGAGUGCUCAGGUCACAGCCCGUUAUGCACUGCUGACCCCGUCUUCGCUACUCUGCAUACAACUUCAGCGAUUCACGAAUGCUGAGGGAGACAUGCGCAGGGACACCAGACCAAUGGCUAUGGCCUCGACUACAGUUCGUAUGCCACUCUUUGCAGGGCUGAGCACUAUGCAAGUUCGAUAUGUUCACUAUCAGGUCGUCGCUGUACAGCUUCACUAUGGGGACCUCUUCCAGCACGUGGACGUUCACGGAGAGGGUGCCGUGAGCUGGGAAGACGUGUCCAACUACUUCAUCGAGCAGGGCAUGUCAGGCGCAGGGAGAUGCAGCUUCGACUGA